This is a messenger RNA of Neurospora tetrasperma FGSC 2508, 435 nucleotides long. RefSeq lists its product as uncharacterized. Bases 1 to 435 code for a protein of 144 amino acids. NCBI's taxonomy places the organism in Eukaryota, Fungi, Ascomycota, Sordariomycetes, Sordariales, Sordariaceae. The transcript is spliced from 4 exons. The record is from RefSeq and is a predicted model, not a curated record.
AUGCCGGGUGUGCUACCGAGUGUUCGUCAAGGGGGUUCUGACGCUGUGGUGCCGGGCAUCUUUGCUGAUAUUUUGAGCCGAUCAGGCGAGGCCAGCGGUUGCGGGCGAACCCGAAUGGUCAUCGCGGGCGCGUUGAAAAACCCGAGUGAACUUUGGGGUCCCGGGCCGCUUGGGAUGACGCACUGUCUGCAGCCCGCUUCGAUGUUGCAGAUUUUAGUUGUACAGGAAUUUCACGACACUUUCACAUUGGAAACUUUGCAUGGCGCCUCGGAGCUGCCCGAAGUCCUCUCGAGACCUGAUGGCAAUAGUGUACCGGUAAAACCGAAUACCAUAGGACUGCAACCCAUCACAACUCGCAGUAUCAACACCGAAGACUUCGCCAGCGGAGCAUUUGCUAUACUUCGCUGCAAUUGCGAACGAAACAUGUUCAACUGA